AGGACUAGGUGGAGGGUGGAACGAUAGAGUUGAACUCAUCACCCUCGCGUUCGGCAGAGCUUAAAGUGGGCGGUGUCGGAGUGCACGUUGUUUUCUUGUAUUUUAGGUCUUGGAAAGGAGAAACGAGAGUGGUCAGCUCAGUGUGUGAAGGGUUGGUCGACAUGGUGGGAGAGUACAGAUGAUGAAACAUUGAGAACGGAACACUAGACCGAUCAUAGUUCCUAAAACGGACCGCGAGACGAACACGGUGAUUAUGCCCAGCGCAGCAGUGAGACGUUUAUCACAAGUCGAAAAAUACCUCAACAGCCGGAACGAUAUGGCGGAACGGAGCAGUGGCGAAGGGAACUCCCGGAACAUUCCGGAGUCAAUGCAUCACGGCAGCUUGGAGAACAACCUCGAUCUGGACCUGAGCGGCAUCCCAGACUCCCAACGCUACCUCGACUCCUCCCACCGCAGCCUAGACUCCUCCUACCGCUCCCUGCCCCCCGGACUCAACAGCUUGCAGCAGAAGAUCCUCAGGGUGACAGAGCAACUGAAGAUUGAGAAGGAGUCACGGGACGACAAUGUGAUAGAGUACCUGAAACUGGUGAACAGUGUCGACAAGCAGCAGGUGGGGCGCAUCAAGCAUGUGUUUGAGAAGAAGAACCAGAAGUCAGCUCACAGCAUUGCCCACAUGCAGAAAAAGCUUGAGCAGUAUCAUAAGAAGAUGAAGGACAGCAGCGAGAAGGACGCCAGCUCCCAACACCACAGCAUCUCUAAAGAGAGCUCAAAGGACAUGCUAAGCCACACCGUGAGCAACGUGAGCAGUGGUAGUGGACGACACCCACUGGACAAGAUCAAGACAGUAGGGCCUGGCGUCUCGCUCUCGCCACCCUUCUUUUUCAGCAAGCCCCGGGACUUUGCCAACAUCAUCAGGAACAAGUUUGGCAGUGCCGACAACAUUGCUCACCUGAAGACCUACCUCGACACGCCCUCUCCCUUCCACUCUGAAGGAACCGGGCGGGCCUUGAGUGGGAGCGCCACCUUAGUGAGUGGGAAGACCCCUGCCGCCACGCCCACGCCCAAGUACACCAGCGAUGACGAGUGUUCCUCGGGCACGUCCCUGUCGGCGGACAGCAACGGGAACGCAAUGGCUCUGGGCGUUGGCCUGGGUCUAGAAGUGGGUGUCGGGGCGGUGAUGACCCCAGGGCAGAUCCUGGAGUCUGGAGACAGCCAGGAGAGGCUGGGCCUGACCACGGAGGAGGUUAGGGAGAUCAGGGAGGCCCAGGGGCAGCUGGAGGAGGACAUGGAGGGAUUCAAGACCCAGUUCAAGAAAGACUAUAGCUUCAUCACCCAAACGCUGCAAGAGGAGAGAUACAGGUGUGAGCGGUUGGAGGACCAGCUGAAUGAUCUGACUGAGCUCCACCAGGCCGAGACAGCCGACCUGAAACAGGAGCUGGCCAGCAUUGAGGAGAGAGUGGCCUACCAAGCCUACGAGAGGGCUAGAGACAUACAGGAGGCCCUAGAGUCAUGCCAGACGCGGGUCUCUAAACUAGAGCUCCAGCAGCAGCAGCAACAAACGGUACAGCUUGAGUCCCGUGAUGCCAGGGUGCUUCUGGGUAAAAGUAUCAACAUCAUGCUCGCCAUCGUCACCGUGAUCCUUGUAUGCGUCUCCACGGCCGCCAAGUUCGCCGCACCCCUACUGCGGAGCCGUCGCCACGUGAUGGGCACCUUCCUGGGCAUGUGUCUGUUGGCGCUGUUCUGGAGGAACUGGGAGAAUCUACAGUGUGCUGUGGAGAGGGUCCUGGUGCCAGCCUGAGGGGGGACAAUAGUCUAAUGCUGUCCAUGUCACUCACUGCAACAAAUGAUCUACGGACUGAUCUCAGAACUUCAACAAAACAGCCUAUUGAUGUAGUAAAAUGCAGAAGGUGCAUAAUGCAAAAGAAGUCCGCUGGGGGGAAAUGGAGCUAGCAAAGCAUGGUCACUGACUGGUUAAUCGCAUCACCUAAAAUAACACUGAAUAUCAAGACAUUGUGGGGUGAAUGAACACACAAUGGCUGACAUAACAACAGAAACGACAACCACACUGCUUGAGAAUGUUGUAAUCCUUGAUCAAUGCUGUUUCUUGCAAUUGUAAGGUUUAAUCGAUGCUCCCAGAAACAAGUCUCGCAGUGUUAAGUCCAUCAUGAGAGACUACUGACUUCAACAUAUAGGUUCUCCAUUGGUCAGAAGAGCUGAUGCUGUCCAGAACACACUACAACAAAUAAUUUCCAGACAGUCAGAUCACGUGCAUAGUACAGAAGAAUUGCGAUAGAGCAAGCAUGAUCGGGGAAAGAUGGGAGCUGGGUAAAGCAUGGUUACUAACUGACUGACUGUUCAUUAUACGGUAUAUUGUUGGAUCACAAUCUCCAAUGUCUCUGACAGGGUUGGUAGGUUGGUCACGGCACACAAUCAUCAGAGGGCACGGUUGCAUCACGGUUGUCUUACGGUCGCAGAGGUUCAUGGUUCUUCACCCUAUCCACGCCAUCAAUACACACAUGCACACACACAACUCAGCCCUGCCAACAUUCUACGACAGAGACUACAGUCCACAAUACAGGAGUCAGGGAGGUGGACAUCUUGUUUUGAUCUUUUAUGUCUUAAGGCUUAUGUCUUACAGCCAAUCCUCAUUCCUUCUCUAUUACCUUGCCUGCAGUCAGAAGUUUGUCAGCCUUCUUUUACAACUGCUGUUGACUUGGUUAGUUUACUUCUUUUAUUGGAUACAUUUUAAAAGUGAAAUAUGUUUGAUUGCUUUUUUUUUUUUAACAGCCACUUGUUUGUUUGUUUGUUUUUAGGAAAGGUUGUUCUCUGUUUCCCUCUAGAUGGAGAAAUGACGGGAUGCUGUCUGAAUGUUUGGGGGAUGUAAAAACAAAAUCAUAUUUUUUUUUUCUCCAUAUAGAAACGUAUACAUACGAACAACAAAUUACAGACACAGCCAAACAAUGUCUACAUCUCAUCUGCCCAGAAACAGCAUGCUCACACCCCCAUCCCUAGUGCCUGCAUUAUUGUUUGCCACUUGUCCUUAAAUUGUAUCAAUUUGUUUUUCUCAGUCGCCCCUACUAUUUCCAUAUUUCAAUAAUACCGAAUGCCAAUAGUUAUAAUUAAUAGAUAGAGAAAGUAUUUAUCGGAGAGGAGGAGGGACUGAUAAGGUUGAUUUGGCCAAUUGAUUGAUGUUUGUUGACCUUCAAGAGGAAGUAGUGGACUCUCUAUAACACAGUCAUAUGAGGCAUUGGGUUCUUUUAAUGUUCCUCUGAAACACUUUUUCUGUUCCAAUGGGUGAUAGGCUAGCUAGCUACUCUAGUACAAUGAGAAGCAACUGAGCAUUGAGCAGCCUUACAUAUACUCCACAGUGGAUAGAGAUAAGCCAUAAAAGGAGUAUAUUUGGGGGUCUGGGGGGUCGACUAGCACGAGGACUAGUAUCUGUAUGUGGACUUAACAUGACAGAUACAGACCAUAUCUAAUGUUUGUUUGUUGUAAUAACAUUUCCUCUAAUUUGUUUGUUUGUAUUGACCUAGUCACGCACAGACAGGGUUGUUGUUAUUUACCUGCUGCUGACUGUACGUACAGUAUGAGAUUUGGGUAAUACUUUAUUUUACAGCACAGUUUAAGAUGGUUCUAGUGUUGCAAUACUCGGGUAACUUUCCCAAAAUGUCCAUGUUUUCCAUAAAUCCUGUUUUAUUAGGAUUCCCAAUUCUCUGCUUAUUCCCAUUUUGAUUCCAGGAAUCUUCCAACUGUGAAUUUGGGGAAAGUUACCGGAAUUUUGCAAUUAUUACGUAAUAACCGUUUUAACAUUUUAAUUUCUAACUAUAGUACCUGCUAAACAGGGGGUACAGAGAUUAUUUAUGUUCCUCUGUUUUGAUACACCUGAAGAAUUUACCUGAACAUGGAUUAGAUUUAUAACAGUCUCUUAUUCAUCUUCAGUGAACAUGGAUUAGAUUCAUUACAGUCUCUUAUUCACCUACAGUGAACAUGGAUUUGAUUCAUUACAGACUCUUAUUCAUCUUCAGUGAACAUGGAUUAGAUUCAUUACAGUCUCUUAUUCAUCUUCAGUGAAUAUGGAUUUGAUUCAUUACAGACUCUUAUUCAUCUUCAGUGAACAUGGAUUAGAUUCAUUACAGUCUCUUAUUCAUCUACAGUGAACAUGGAUUUGAUUCAUUACAGUCUCUUAUUCAUCUACAGUGAACAUGGAUUUGAUUCAUUACAGUCUCUUAUUCAUCUACAGUGAACAUGGAUUUGAUUCAUUACAGACUCUUAUUCAUCUUCAGUGAACAUGGAUUAGAUUCAUUACAGUCUCUUAUUCAUCUACAGUGAACAUGGAUUUGAUUCAUUACAGUCUCUUAUUCAUCUACAGUGAACAUGGAUUUGAUUCAUUACAGUCUCUUAUUCAUCUACAGUGAACAUGGAUUUGAUUCAUUACAGUCUCUUAUUCAUCUACAGUGAACAUGGAUUUGAUUCAUUACAGACUCUUAUUCAUCUUCAGUGAACAUGGAUUAGAUUCAUUACAGUCUCUUAUUCAUCUUCACUGCAUAAUAAUAUGAUUUACCUGCUCUCAUACAUUAUGUGCCUUCUUGUAUGCGACAAUUCUGUUUAAAUUAAACAAAAAAAUGUAGUCAACAAACCACUCCAUGAUAUUUGAGUGAGUGGGAUAUUUUGUGCUUGCCUGUCAGAUAUUUGCCUAUGAUAAAUAAAUUAAAUUAAAGUCAGGAAUACCACCUUAGUGGUAUGGAUGACAGUAAUGGUCAAAAUAAUGAAUAAACUAAUGAAAUAAAGUAAUUAUUAGUUCAUUCAUGUCUGAGGUUUCUCCAUUGAUAAAGUUGAGCUGUCAACUGUCCAGGUCUGUUCUAUAACCACAAGGGGGUGUAAGUGCUUCAACAAAAAUCCUGAUGAAUAGUUACCUGAACAGUGCAACAGCAGCCUCGACUGGCCAUGAUAUAUCAUGACAUGAUUCCUCUACUAAGCUCUCUCCCAUCUAGUUUCCGUCUAACACUGCAGUGAAUCAAGGUCUGUCUGUCCGUGGAUCGAUUCCAGUGUAACUAUGGCAAAAAUGACCCCUCUUUCUCUCUGUGUGUGUUGUCUCCAACAGGGCGGCCAUCCAUGGGUUUCUAGGGUAGUGUUGAUGUUCACAGAAAGAGAUGCUGCUUAGCCUGGCAGUGGGGGUAAGAAAACAGAUUUCCUCUGCCUCUGCGAUGUGGGUCUCCUAUCUGGCAGUGCCGUGUGUGUGUAUGUUUGAGCCUGCGUGACCGAAUUUGUGACUACUGGCAUGUCAGGAAUAAGUGCAGAGAGAGAGAGAGAGAAGGAAUGAGGAUGGUACAUAGAUGCAUAGAGAUAAAGAAAAUAUGUAUGUGUACAGUGUUCUAACUCUAGAUAGAUAGCAGUAUCAAAAAAGUAAAAUAUGAAAAUAAGAUACUGUAGCUAGCUGUAUCUGACUGUGUGGAUCACUGGUACCCAUGUAAUAGCUCUAUCUAGCUGUGUGAGGUAUGGGAGCCAUAGACCGGGAGGUUGGAGCUUAAAACAGCCAGCCCCACUCUCAGUUUGUGUGUGUUGUGUGGGUGGACUAGCUCUGGUUGGCUUUGUGGAACAGCGAAGGCCUCUAGAGGAAAACACAAGCAUCUCAGAUGUGUAUGACACAGAGAGCAUAGAUAUGACUACGAGCUACACACACGCUCUGGGACACAGGGAUUAAGAGAUGUAGUAGUGGGUAUAAAUGGAGGGGCAAUAAUUUCUCAAUUCUCUCCAAUCUGUUUUCUGUAAAGCUGUGUUUAUUAUGCACAUAAAGAGAGAGAGAGAGAGAGAGAGAGAGCUGUCUGGAUGUAACCUCAUCGUUGAGUGUUUUCCAUUCAUUACUUCCCAGCUGUGUGUGUGUGUGUGUGUGUGUGUGUGUGUGUGUGUGUGUGUGUGUGUGUGUGUGUGUGUGUGUGUGUGUGUGUGUGUGUGUGUGUGUGGCUGGCUGCAGCCUAUUAACUUGGCUCUGCUUCAUAAUGAGCUAGUAAUUAUCCUGGGACUUCAUCAAUUCUCUACAGACACACAGAGGAUACAUCCUAAAAGGCACCCUAUUCCUUAUAUAGUGCGCUACUUUUGACCAGAGCCUAUGGACUUUAGUGCGCUAUAUAGGGAAUGCAAUUUAGGACAAAGCCGCAGAGCAGAGGGGCUGGAGAGCCUCCUCAGGUUGGCAUGGUGACCACAGCAGGCCAGGGGAUGGGUCGUGGAAGUGAGUACUGUAAAGCGCUACUGGAGGAAAAUGGGGUGAGGGUGAGAUAAUUUUUUCGUAGAGAAAGUUUAGACAAUGUGUGCAAAUUCAUUGUCACAUCAAAAUCAUUUUUUUAUGUUACAUCAAUGCCAUCCCUUAAUUUGUGUGUGUGUGUGUGUUUAUUUCUCAGAUGGGAAAGUUAUGACCUCGCCAACCAACUUUCAGGCGAUGAUUUAAACUGCUCUGGCAGUACAAGACCCUUCCUAUUUCCUGUUGAUGCUGUCAUAGCAACAGCACAUGUUUAUCUUCACCUCGCCCUCUAUUAUAACAAAGUUUAUCCCGGUUUUAUUCAUUAUAAUACAAUGUAUCAAUGCACUUUGAAACACAUGAACAAAUUGUUACACACACCACAAGACAUGUAACCCUACAAUAUACACUACAUGACCAAAAGUAUGUGGACACCUGUUGAACAUCUCAUUCCAAUGCCAUGGGCAUUAAUAUGGAGUUGUUCCCCCCUUUGCUGUUAUAACAGUCUCCACUCUUCUGUGAAGGCUUUCCAUUAGAUGUUUGAACAUUGCUGCGGGGACUUGCUUCCAUUCAGCCCCUAGAGCAUUAGUGAGGUCCGGGCACCGAUGUUAGGCGAUUAGGCUUGUCUUGCAGUUGGCGUUCCAAUUCAUUCCAAAGGUGUUCGAUGGGGUUGAGGUCAGGGCUCUUUGCAGGCCAGUCAAGUUCUUCCACCCCAAUCUCGACAAACCAUUUCUGUAUGGACCUCGCUUUGUGCACGGGGGCAUUGUCAUGCUGAAACAGGAAAGGGCCUUCCCCAAACUGUUGCCACAAAGUCGUCUAUAAUGUCAUUUUUUGCUGUAACUCUAAGAUUUCCCUUCACUAGAACUAAGGGGCCUAGCCCGAACCUUGACAAAUAGCCCCAGGCCAUUAUUCCUCCUCCACCAAACUUUACAGUUGGAACUAUGUAUUGGGGCAAGUAGUGUUCGCCUGGCAUCCGCCAAACCCAGAUUCGUUUGUCGGACUGCCAGAUGGUGAAGUGUGAUUCAUCACUCCAGAGAAUGCUUUCCCACUGCCUCAGAGUCCAAUAGCGUUGCGCUUUACACCACCAGCAGACGCUUGGCAUUGUGCAUGGUGAUCUUAGGCUUGGAACAUGGAAACCCAUUUCAUGAAGUUCCCGACGAACAGUUAUUGUGCUGACGUCGCUUCCAGAGGCAGUUUGGAACUCGUAGUGAGUGUUGCCACCGAGGACAUGCAAUUUUUACAUGCUAUUCUGUAAGCUUGUGUGGCCUACCACUUCGUGGGUGAGCCGUUGUUGCUCCUAGACAUUUCUUCUUCACAAUAACAGUACUGGCAGUUGUCUGGGGCAGCUUUAGCAGGAUAGAACAUUUUACAAACGGACUUGUUGGAAAGGUGGCAUCCUAUGACCGUGCCAUGAUGAAAGUCACUGAACUCUUCAGUAAGGCAAUUCUACUGCCAAUGUUUGUCUAUGGAGAUUGCAUGGCUGUGUGCUCGAUUUCAUAGACCUGUCAGCAACGGAUGUGGCUGAAAUAGCUGAAUCCGUUCAUUUGAAGGGGUGUCCACAUACGUUUGUACAUAUAGUGUAUGUAUGCUUGAGUGACCUGGGAAUAUUUACAUUUCACAAGUUCCCAAGGAUCAUAGUGAUCUUCCUCAACUAACACACAUGAUAUCAAAUUAUGUUUUCUGUGGAAGUAUUUGAUCAGUAAGAACCCUGAAUUGUUACAUAACCCAGCAAAGCACUUCUUUAAAAUGCCCUAAUUCAAAGGCACCUCAGAGUUGCUGCUUUAGUUGCUUAGCAACCAUCCAGCUCCACAGCUAUGCUUGAAGCUAAAACAGCAGCAGCAGCACAGUUUUCCUAAGCAGUAGAUUGUAUGUUGGGUGAAUGUGCAUCACUGUCGUUUUGAACCCAAAGGUUGGAUUACAUGUAUUACCUAAUGUAAUGUAACAUUGUGAAAAGUUUAUUUUACUCGUUCCAUGUAAAAUAAGUUGAUUGUGCAGGUGUAUAAUAAAUAGCCCACUUGCCUAACAUCAUGUAUCCAGGGGAACUCGGAGGCAACAGCAUGUCACACCCAUGUUCAUGGUCAAUAUUUCUUAGAUUUGUGUCGGGACUAUAUGUUGUGGAAUGAUUCAAUAGUAUGAAUAAAUUAAUAAAAUAAAAUAAAAAUGAGAAAA
Oncorhynchus kisutch (coho salmon) is the source of this 8401-nucleotide messenger RNA. RefSeq names its product transmembrane and coiled-coil domain protein 3-like. Gene Ontology annotation, cellular component: endomembrane system. Lineage: Eukaryota; Metazoa; Chordata; Actinopteri; Salmoniformes; Salmonidae. The coding region runs from base 254 to 1798 and encodes 514 amino acids. The transcript has 7 exons. The record is from RefSeq and is a predicted model, not a curated record.